AUGAUAGGUAUUUUAAAGAUCUACCUCUAUUUGGAGAUUGUUGAUCUUCCGAAUUGUAAUGAUGAUGUAACUGAUGUUGACAGGCAGAGAAAAGAGAACGAGAUGGAGAAUGUUGGGAUGAAUCAUAAUGAUGAUGUGACUGAUAUUGACAGGCAGGGGAAAGAGAAUGAGAUGGAGAAUAUUGGGAUGAAUCGUAAUGAUGAUGCGACCGAUGUUGAUAAGAAUAAGAUGGAGAAUAUCGGGAUGAAUUGUAAUGAUGAUGUGACUGAUAUUGACGGGCAGGAGAAAGAGAAUGAGAUGGAGAAUAUUUGGAUUGAUAAGAACGAGAUUUAG
Messenger RNA from Rhizophagus irregularis DAOM 181602=DAOM 197198, 333 nucleotides. RefSeq lists its product as uncharacterized. The record is from RefSeq and is a predicted model, not a curated record. Lineage: Eukaryota; Fungi; Glomeromycota; Glomeromycetes; Glomerales; Glomeraceae.